CACAGUCACGUGUUCGUCACAGUCCCAGGAAGUUCCCGCAGCACAGAGAGCUCGUUGCUAGCUGUCAAACACUGAAUCCUGUCGGAUAUCAGUUCAGAUUAACGGACAAUUAAACGGUUAAAACGGAAACAAACCACAACGUCUCGCAGAACAAUGGGAUGAAAUGCAUUUGUAAUUCGAGGAUCUGCGUUUUAGCGAGUUUAAAGGGCAAAAUAUGAAAGCUAACUAGCCAAAUGCUCAUGACACAUUCAUAACAAAACAAAAACAAAAGAGUUUCAGUGUUUUCUCGCUUAUUUUUAGACACUGGACCAACAGAGGACUUAAGAAGGAUGGAGUGGGACAAUUCUGGGACAUUUGACAAGAGUCAAGCUGAUUAACAAAGAAGUUAACGACAUGACUGCUGUGUAGUAGUGGAUUUGCUAAAUUCUGUUUGUUUACUAUUGUUUUGUCAGCUGCCAGCAGAUUCUACAGUGGUCGGCCUUUUUAUUUUCUAUUUUACCAUUUUUGGUUAUUUAUCUACGUGUGUUUGCUAGUACAUAAGAGCUCCAGUAUGCAUGACGCAUAUGAACCGGUUCCUAUUCUGGAGAAAUUACCCCUGCAGAUUGACUGUCUGGCGGCAUGGGAUGAUUGGCUCCUUGUCGGGACCAAACCGGGUCAUCUCCUUCAGUACAGGAUCAAGAAAGAUGCAGGCACAAAUAGGUUUGAAGUUACAUUAGAGAAAUCCAAUAAGAACUUCUCAAAGAAGAUUCAGCAGCUGUUUGUGGUUUCGCAGUACAAGAUUUUGGUUAGUCUUUUGGAAAAUAACAUCCACGUUCAUGACUUGCUGACGUUCCAGCAGAUAACUGUGGUGUCCAAAGCCAGAGGGGCCACACUGUUUGCCUGUGACCUGCAGAAGUCCAGCUCAGGUGAGGCCAAACUGCGCAUGUGUGUUGCAGUCAAGAGGAAGAUUCAGCUGUAUUACUGGAAGGACAGAGAAUUCCAUGAAUUACAGGGAGAUUUUGCCGCUCCAGACAUUCCCAAGUCCAUGGCUUGGUGUGAGAACUCUAUAUGCGUGGGUUUCAAACGAGACUACUAUCUGAUUCGGAUGGACGGACGUGGCACAGUCAAGGAACUGUUCCCCACGGGGAAACAGCUGGAACCAUUGGUGGCCCCAUUGGCUGAUGGGAAGGUAGCGGUGGGUCAGGAUGACCUCACGGUUGUUUUGAACGAAGAAGGUGUCUGCACUCAGAAAUGUGCCCUUAACUGGACAGACAUUCCUGUUGCAAUGGAGCACCAGCCACCGUACAUCAUUGCAGUGUUGCCACGGUAUGUGGAGAUCCGCACCCUCGAGCCCAGACUGCUGGUGCAGAGCGUAGAGCUGCAGAGACCACGUUUCAUCACCUCUGCUGGAUCAAAUGUUGUCUAUGUCGCUAGCAAUCAUUUUGUUUGGCGUCUGGUGCCGGUCUCUAUAGCCAGCCAGAUACGGCAGCUGCUACAGGACAAACAGUUUGAACUGGCGCUUCAGCUAGCGAAAAUGAAGGAUGAUUCAGAUGCAGACAAGAGACAACAGAUCCAUCACAUUCAGAACCUGUAUGCCUUCAACCUGUUCUGUCAGAAGCGCUUUGACGACUCCAUGCAGGGGUUUGCCAAGUUAGGCACAGAUCCCACUCAUGUUAUAGGACUGUAUCCAGACCUCCUUCCCUCUGAUUACCGCAAACAGCUGCAUUACCCCAACCCUCUGCCCGCACUGUCUGGAGCCGAGCUGGAGAAAGCCCACCUAGCACUCAUAGACUACCUGACACAGAAACGCAGUCAUUUAGUGAAGCAGCUGAAUGACUCUGACCCCUCUACCACCUCCCCUCUCAUGGAGGGAACCCCCACCAUCAAGAGCCGCAAGAAACUCCUUCAGAUCAUCGAUACCACCCUGCUCAAAUGUUACCUCCAUACCAAUGUAGCCUUGGUGUCGCCUCUCCUGCGCCUGGAGAACAACCACUGUCACAUAGAGGAGAGCGAGUACGUGUUAAAGAAAGCUCAUAAAUACAGCGAACUCAUCAUCCUCUACGAGAAGAAAGGCCUUCACCAGAAAGCUCUGCAGGUUCUGCUGGAUCAGUCUACUAAAGCCAACUCUCCCCUGAAGGGACAUGAGAGGACUGUACAGUAUCUUCAGAGGCUGGGUGUGGAGAACCUGGGCAUCAUAUUUGAGUUUUCACCGUGGGUUCUGAAGAUUUGUCCCGAGGAUGGACUGAAGAUCUUCACUGAGGACCUGACAGAGGUGGAGACUCUACCCAGGGAUAAGGUAUUGAACUUCCUGAAGGAGGGGUUCAAGGAGCUGGCCAUCCCAUACCUGGAACACAUCAUUUACAUGUGGGAAGAGACACGGCCCGAGUUCCACAAUGUUCUGAUCCAGCUGUACCUGGAGAAGGUGCAAGGCCUCAUGAAAGUGUACCUCAACUCACUGCCUGAAGGUGUUUCAGCUGUAGCUGCAGGAAAGGAGGCGGGAGAGCUGGGAGAAUUCAGGAACAAGCUUCUGACAUUUCUGGAAGUUUCCAGCAGCUAUGAGCCAGAGAGACUCAUCAGUGAUUUCCCAUUUGAUGGUCUGUUGGAAGAGAGGGCUCUGCUCUUGGGUCGUAUGGGGAAACAUGAGCAGGCUCUCUUCAUCUAUGUUCACAUUCUGAAAGACACGCGUAUGGCUGAAGAGUACUGCCACAGUCAUUAUGAUCUAACAGCAAACGGCAAUAAAGAUGUGUAUCUGUCCCUCCUGCGCAUGUAUCUGUCUCCUCCGGAUGUGCACUUCCUCGGCCCCAUUAAGAUGGAGUUAUGUGAGCCACAAGCGAACCUCCAGGCGGCCCUGAACGUUCUUCAGCUCCACCACAGCAAACUGAACACCACCAAAGCCAUAAACCUGCUGCCAGCCAACACACAGAUCCGCGAGAUCAAGGUCUUCCUGGAGAAUGUGUUGGAGGAGAAGGCUGGAAGGAAGCGCUUUGACCAGGUCAUGAAGAGCCUCCUACAGGCUGAGUUCCUGCGGGUGCAGGAGGAACGUAUCUUUCACCAGCAGGUGAAGUGCGUCAUCACAGAUGAAAAGACCUGCAGAGUGUGCAAGAAGAAGAUCGGAAAUAGUGCCUUUGCCAGGUAUCCAAACGGUGUGGUGGUUCACUACUUCUGCUGUAAAGAUCGCAGCAUGUGUCCAGCAGAGUAGUGAAAGGCCGGAGAUGGCGGACACGCUCCCUCAGCUGAACACAGAGACCUCAGCAAACAUGAAGCGUCUGUGUGAAAACAGCAGCCUGACGCGCUGCCGAAGGAAACGCCAGUCUGGAUAUUCUGCUCUCUCUAUCUGUCUCUCUCUCACUCACUCUUUCCAGUGCAAUGGCAAAGACCACACAUCUGUCUGAUGUAGUUCAUCUCAAAACUAUGGACAGUGAGACUUAAUUCAGAUUUAUGAAGUGCAUUACCCUAAAAGCUUUUACACAAACUGUGACGUCCUUCUUUCCCCUGAGAAACGCUUAUCUUCUCUUUUCCCUCACAUCCCAUCUUUUCUUCUUUACUUACAGUGCACUCUUUCAUUCAACAUGACACUUUGUCCAAUGCAUUUAGUGGAAAGUAAAGGCCUGUGUUUGUAUGCACCAUCCAGGCUCACAGGACUCUCAUUCUGAGCUGGGCUUGUAGGUGCUGCUCUGCUUCGCUCUGUUAGCUUGAGAUGAAAUCAGACACCAGAUAAAAACCUUAAUGUGGCCCCCCGUACAGAAAGGGCAGCGCUUGCACACCUACUGCUAUGAGCCGUCAGACGGAAGGAUGAAUGCUUCCUCUAGUUGCAUGGACGUUCAGAGAUAACUUACAGCUAGAAGUCUGGAUGUGUAGCUUGUUUUUAAGCAAUGCCAAAAAGCUUGGUGUUGUGUCUUAAGUUUUCUAGUGGCAUGGAGAGCUUUACAAUCACAGUAGUGUGCCACUUUUUUGUCUGGUUACUCUAGUGGCUUUAAUUUAUUAUUAACACACUGUCUAAACAUGUCCAGGAAUGUUUCGCCUAUGUGUGCAGUCGUGUCGCCCAAAUGGGCACCAGUAUUUCUCUAGCUUCCUAAUACAUGUGUCCAAUUAACACUUGUGCUUUCAGUUGACUGUAAACCAUGACCUGGACUGUUGCUCAAACAAAGGCACGCUCACUUACAUUAAACCAUUAUGAGAGACCUGAAAUGUUUAGGUGGAAAUGGAUGUGAAUGUCAAGAUUGUACAUUGAAUCUGAGGUGCAAGACGAAUCUAAUAAACAUGUAUCUUCUCUUA
This is a messenger RNA of Ctenopharyngodon idella (grass carp), 4254 nucleotides long. RefSeq names its product VPS39 subunit of HOPS complex (gene vps39). NCBI's taxonomy places the organism in Eukaryota, Metazoa, Chordata, Actinopteri, Cypriniformes, Xenocyprididae. The record is from RefSeq and is a predicted model, not a curated record. Bases 551 to 3178 code for a protein of 875 amino acids. Gene Ontology annotation, cellular component: membrane; cytoplasm. Gene Ontology annotation, biological process: intracellular protein transport; vesicle-mediated transport; autophagy. The transcript has 24 exons.